Messenger RNA from Alternaria novae-zelandiae, 942 nucleotides. RefSeq lists its product as uncharacterized. The coding region runs from base 1 to 942 and encodes 313 amino acids. The transcript is spliced from 2 exons. Lineage: Eukaryota; Fungi; Ascomycota; Dothideomycetes; Pleosporales; Pleosporaceae. The record is from RefSeq and is a predicted model, not a curated record.
AUGGUCACCCGCAAAGCCACCCACGCCGGCUCCUGGUAUACGGACAACAAACAGCUCCUAUCGCAGCAACUCGACGGCUGGCUCGCAGACGUUCCCGCUACCACCACGCCUAUCGGCUCCGUUUCCUCACAGCAGGGCCAAGUCUCAAUACCGACGCCGGAUGCGCGAGCCAUCAUCGCCCCCAAACGUGUUUUCCUCCUCGGCCCCUCCCACCACUACUAUCUCGCUGGCGCUGCGACAACAGGCUGCGACAAGUACCGUACACCGCUCGGCGACCUCACGAUAGACAGAGACCUGGUGGAGGAGAUACAGCAAGACUGGGAUCUGGAAAUCAUGUCAAAGGGAACCGACGAGGACGAACACAGCUUAGAGAUGCACCUGCCCUACAUUUACAAGAUGUUGUCGCUCAAGAACACGAGCUUCCAGAACGACUCGAAAUCUGUUCCUCUGGUUCCUAUCAUGGUCGGCAAUACCGAGGCAGCCCUCGAAGCGUACUAUGGUUCUAUGCUCGCUCCCUACCUCUUCGAUCCCCACAAUGUCUUCGUCAUCUCAUCUGACUUCUGUCACUGGGGGUCCCGAUUCCGUUACACGUACUACCAGCCGCCCGACGGUUCAGCGGCAACCCACCUGAAGUCAAGCUCUGCUGUGCCGAGCGACUACCCCAUACACGAAAGCAUUGCCGCUGUCGAUCACGAGAGUAUCGACGCUGUAGAGAGUAGGUCACAUAAACAAUUCUUAGACCAGCUCAAGAAGACGGGCAACACCGUGUGCGGAAGACAUCCGAUCGGCCUGUUCAUGGCCGCGGUAGAGAAGGCAGGUGAGCUACGCGAAUUAAGUGAAGGAAAGGGCACGUUCAAGUUCCUGCGAUAUGAGAGGAGCAGUCUGGUGGAGGGUGUGCAGCAUAGCAGUGUAUCGUACUGCAGUGCUUUCGCAGUGCUGUAG